AUCUUUAAUACUCUUUUCAUUAUUUCGCAGUCUUCUCCACUCCAAACUCGCCGUUAACUCGUCUCCUUCCUUUUCCGCCUGCGCUCUGCCGCAGCACCGAUGGAGCUUGGCUUGAGCUUAGGCGACACUCCCGAACCCUUCCGUUUCGUCGACAAGCAACCGCAACCUCAGCGCGGGCUUUCCCGUCCAGAUUUAGGGUUCUGCGUCGACUUAUCGAUCGGCCGUACUAUCGCCGGAGAUAAAGAAGGCGACGAAGAAAAACCUAAUCAGAGAGAAGAGGAAUCUGACGGCAAUGAAGAUCCACCGAUCCAACUCGAUCUUCUCCCUCGCAAUCCUGUUCAACGGAACCUAACAAAUCCAUACCAAGGAUUUCCAUGGCCGUCGUCCGAAAACGACGAAGUUGAAGACCGAUCCGCAUCGCCGAACAGCGCAGCGUCGUCGUUUCAAAUGGAAUUUGGAUUGUACGGCGGCGGAGGGAACAUUUCUACACGGAUAGAUCAAAUGAAAAAUAGCGUGGUAAACGAAGUAGGUGAAUCUGAGCGAGCGUCUUCUCGAGCGAGCGAUGAAGACGAAAAUGGCUCCACGAGGAAGAAACUCAGAUUGUCGAAAGACCAAUCCGCUUACCUCGAAGAAAGCUUCAAAGAACACAACACCUUGAAUCCAAAACAAAAACUGGCGCUGGCUAAGCAACUGAAUCUUCGUCCGCGCCAAGUGGAAGUUUGGUUCCAAAACAGAAGAGCCAGGACGAAAUUGAAGCAAACGGAGGUGGAUUGUGAGUAUUUGAAAAGAUGCUGUGAGACAUUAACAGAAGAGAACAGACGGCUACAAAAGGAGCUUCAAGAAUUAAGAGCUCUGAAGACCACGAACUCAUUCUACAUGCAAUUACCAGCCACCACACUCACCAUGUGCCCAUCAUGUGAAAGAGUCACCUCCUCCGUCGCCACAGCCACCGACGGCGGAGGAAAACUACCUGGUUUCGCCAUUUCUGGUGGCGCAAGCUCCUCUUUCCCAUUUUCUGCAAAAACGCAGACCCACCAGUCAACAACUUCAUGAUAAGGAGAUAUGGGUUAAGGCGAAUCAUGAUGGUGCUCCCUUUUCUGUACAUAAAACCCUUUCCCCCCCCCCCAAAAAAAAAAAAAA
This is a messenger RNA of Cucurbita maxima (winter squash), 1140 nucleotides long. Its product is annotated as homeobox-leucine zipper protein HOX11-like. The transcript has 4 exons. Bases 100 to 1053 code for a protein of 317 amino acids. Gene Ontology annotation, biological process: regulation of DNA-templated transcription. Lineage: Eukaryota; Viridiplantae; Streptophyta; Magnoliopsida; Cucurbitales; Cucurbitaceae. Gene Ontology annotation, molecular function: DNA-binding transcription factor activity, RNA polymerase II-specific; sequence-specific DNA binding. The record is from RefSeq and is a predicted model, not a curated record.